This is a messenger RNA of Musa acuminata AAA Group (dessert banana), 1393 nucleotides long. RefSeq names its product serine/threonine-protein kinase SAPK1-like. Lineage: Eukaryota; Viridiplantae; Streptophyta; Magnoliopsida; Zingiberales; Musaceae. Gene Ontology annotation, cellular component: cytoplasm. The record is from RefSeq and is a predicted model, not a curated record. Bases 187 to 1215 code for a protein of 342 amino acids. Gene Ontology annotation, biological process: protein phosphorylation; intracellular signal transduction. Gene Ontology annotation, molecular function: protein serine/threonine kinase activity; ATP binding. The transcript has 9 exons.
GGAAUGGAUGGAUAGAUGGACACGUAUAUUCGCAAUUUCCGAGCCAAUAGCUCGUAGUUUAUCUCUCUUGUGCCCUUGCUUUCUGGUUUUCGCCUAUGUUUUCAUUGUCGGUACAAGAGUCUAGAGAGGGGGAGGGAGUGGCUGCUCUUCUGUCUGUCUUUGAUCCUUGCUUUCAUCUGAUUCGUAAUGGAGCGGUACGAGGUGCUGAGAGACAUUGGUUCUGGUAACUUUGGCGUGGCUAAGCUGGUUAGGGAUGUGCGAACCAAAGAGCUCUUUGCCAUAAAGCUCAUCGAGAGAGGACACAAGAUUGAUGAGCACGUUCAGAGGGAAAUCAUGAACCACAGAUCACUGAGGCAUCCAAAUAUAGUUCGAUUUAAGGAGGUCUUGUUAACCCCGACGCAUCUAGCCAUUGUUAUGGAAUAUGCUGCUGGCGGCGAGCUUUUUGAGAGGAUAUGCAAUGCUGGAAGAUUCAGUGAGGAUGAGGCAAGAUUCUUCUUUCAACAACUUAUAUCAGGUGUGAGCUAUUGCCACUCCAAUCAAAUAUGUCAUCGAGAUCUCAAGCUAGAAAACACACUCUUGGAUGGUAGCCCGGCACCCCGCCUUAAGAUAUGUGAUUUUGGUUAUUCCAAGUCCUCAGUCCUGCAUUCUCAACCAAAGUCAACUGUUGGCACACCAGCUUACAUUGCUCCUGAGGUUUUAUCCAGAAGGGAAUAUGACGGGAAGAUUGCAGAUGUUUGGUCAUGUGGAGUAACGCUGUACGUAAUGCUGGUCGGAUCUUAUCCCUUUGAGGACCCAGAGGAUCCUAGGAACUUCCGAAAGACACUUGGUCGGAUACUUAGUGUGCAGUACUGCAUCCCGGAUUAUGUUCGAGUAUCGAGAGACUGUGCGCAUCUUCUUUCUCGGAUAUUUGUAGCCAACCCUGAGCAGAGGAUCACAGUUCCAGAGAUCAAAAACCAUCCUUGGUUUCUGAAGAAUCUGCCCAUGGAGCUAACAGAUGGGUAUCAACAUGGUUUGGAGACCGGUGACGCAAUGGCUCCAACUCAAAGCAUCGAAGAGGUCAUGGCCAUAAUUCAAGAGGCACAGAAUCCAGGAGAGGUUCCAAAGCUUGGCCAUGGCCACUUCAUUGGAGGUGGCAGUAUGGAUCUUGAUGACAUGGAUGGUGACAUGGACCUUGAUGACAUCGAAACAAGUGGGGAUUUUGUGUGCGCUCUCUGAGAGUUCAUCAGAAGGGUUGCCAUGGUCCCUCCUGGUGUGCAUAUGGCAGUGUUUUUGGCUGAAGCUGCAUGCUGUAUGAUAUGUGCUCCUCUUUUCUUCUUCCUUUUGUGAGGAACAGUAACAAUUUUACUUGUUCUUGUUGUUCAGUGGAUUACAGAUUACAAAUGGCUUUCUCUGA